ACAAUUCAGUUGAGAAAAUCUCGGCCCGACCCGCCUGCCGGCCCAGCCACACUUUCCCCCUUUUGUAGUCUCGCCGGUCUCCCUCUCUUAAACCUUUUCCUCACCCCUUCCUUCUUUCGUCUAAAUUUUCUCUCACUAUACAACGUUUCUCCCUCUAGAAAUAUAUUAUAGAUUGUGGGUGUGAAUUGACAAAAUUCAAAAUAAAUUCUGAAAAAUGGCGGAGUCUUCAACCUUGGCAUCGACGGCGGCAGCUGCACCGGAGGAGCAAAAAGGCGGCGAUAAUGAAGAAAUGAUGCAUAAAACUAAAGUCAUUCAAUUCUUGGGCCGAACAACUCCCAUCAUUCUUCAAAACGACAAUGGCCCCUGCCCUCUGCUUGCCAUCUGUAAUGUUCUUCUCUUAAAGAAUAACUUGAGCUUGAGUCCAGAUAUUCCAGAGGUUUCACAGGAGAAAUUGCUUUCGCUUGUUGCUGAGCGAUUAAUCGACUCAAAUUCCAAUAUCAAAGACAAAGAUGCAGGAUACGUUGAAAAUCAGCAACAAAACAUUGCUGAUGCCAUUGAUUUGCUUCCUAGACUAGCAACUGGGAUUGAUGUAAAUAUAAAAUUCAGGAGAAUUGCUGAUUUUGAAUUUACUCGGGAAUGUGCAAUAUUUGAUCUACUGGACAUUCCACUCUACCAUGGUUGGAUAGUUGAUGCCCAGGAUGUUGAUACUGCAAAUGCAAUUGGCUCCAAGUCAUAUAAUACGCUUAUGGGGGAGCUUGUUGCCCUUGAGACGCAAAAUAUGGAGACACAACAUAAGAAAAAUUCUGAAGAAGAUUGUGUUGAUUUUGCUGCUGCGACAACUGCAACUCUUGGAGUUCCAUCUCCAUGCCUCUCAAGAGGUAGAUCAUUUGAUGAUGCUCCUAUUUCUCUUCCUGAUCACCUCAUAGGAAGAAAAGGAGACAUUGAAGAAGAACAAGAACUGAUGAGAGUCUUGAAAUUGUCAGUGUCAGAAGUGCCUACUUCAUCAGCUGAUGUUCCAUCUGCUAAUAAGCCAAAUUCAUCUAUUGUUACAGAAGCGAGUUCAGAUUUCAAGCAGUCUGAACCAGUUUCUUUAAUUGGAACAUUAGAAGAAAAUGUGUUUGAUGGAAGUAAAAUGUCUUGUCCUGAUGAAGUGACAGUUUCUAGCAAUUUUGAGACCUCAAGCAAUCACGACUUUGACCCAAGAGGUUCUGAAACAGUUUGGCAGGAUGCUGUAUGUUUGCCCUCAAAGACAGAGCCGGAGAGAUCUUGUAUCAAAUCAAUUUCAGGAGAAUCUGAAUAUAAUACUGUGGUUAAAGUUGUUGAAGAUUGUGGUAGUAAUACCUUGGUCAAUAUUGGAAGUGGAGCUAAUCAAUCUUCUUCAAGGGAUGCUUCUUCUGCCGCUGGAACUAAUGUACAUAAACCUGGAAAAGAUGAAGACAAUCAGACCUUGUCAUGUUCCAUUUAUGAAGUUGAUGAAGUAGAAAAUGAGCGAAAUGGUCGUGAAACUGUUGAUCCCUUCGGUUCAUUGACUCAUGCUCCCUGUGAGGAGAGCAUAUUGGAGUCAACAGAUACAACCCAUCAAAACCGAGAACCUAUGUACGAGGGUGAGGUGGUCCUUGCAGAACAAGGAGACAGAAGUUCUAUAGAAGUUUGUGAUGCAAAGAAAGAUCAAAUUACUACUAAAGAAGGGGAACUGAUUCAGAAUUUUUUGAAGAACAGUGCUAGUCAGUUGACUAUAUAUGGCCUGUUUUGCUUGCAAGAGGGAUUAAAAGAACGUGAGCUUUGUGUUUUCUUCCGGAAUAAUCAUUUCAAUACCAUGUUCAAGUUUGAAGGGGAAUUAUAUAUUUUGGCUACAGACCAAGGUUACAUCAAUCAGCCUGAUUUGGUUUGGGAAAAGCUGAAUGAGGUAAAUGGGGACACAGUGUACAUGACUGGUAACUUCAAGGAGUUCAAGGUGGAGAAUCAUGGCAACAACUCAUGGGAUGAACAGAAUGCUAUGGCCAGUACUGCUGACUACCUAGCAAGCAUGGACAAUUCCAUGCAGGCAGAUUCAAGUUUCAAUUCCGAUUUGCAACUGGCAAUUGCCCUCCAGCAACAGGAAUUUGAGCAACAGACAUCACAGCGGCAAAAUAAUUCACAACCACCCUCUGUGGGUGGUGGUAGGUUGGUUACUGGACCUCAGGUUCCAAGGAACAGUGGGAAGUAUGCAUCUCAAUCUCAAUCUCAAUCUCAAUCUUCCAGGCAGCAGGAGACAAAGUCAUCCAAAGACAAGUGUGUUGUGAUGUGAAAAUUUGCUAACCACAGACGACAAGACGCUCGUAAAUAUUUUGUUUUGUAAAUACUAUAAAAACAUGUAUUGUCCUUUCAGGUCUAGCUUCUCUCUGUCUCUCUCUCUCUCUCUCUCUCCCUUUGUAAGUAAAGUACAUGACACCACAUUUUUGGUCUCGGCAAACAGAAAAUUAUUUUUUCUUUUUCUUUUUCUUUUUUUGGGGGGUGGGACCUAAGCAGAACUUCUGUAGAAUCCUAUUGGCAGAUUUACUUUAGAUUGAGAUUUAGUUAGUUUCAUCUGUUACGUAUGUUUUGCUGAA
Coffea arabica (coffee) is the source of this 2588-nucleotide messenger RNA. RefSeq lists its product as uncharacterized. Gene Ontology annotation, cellular component: cell periphery; cytosol. Gene Ontology annotation, biological process: protein K48-linked deubiquitination. The record is from RefSeq and is a predicted model, not a curated record. Gene Ontology annotation, molecular function: cysteine-type deubiquitinase activity; K48-linked deubiquitinase activity; cysteine-type carboxypeptidase activity. Lineage: Eukaryota; Viridiplantae; Streptophyta; Magnoliopsida; Gentianales; Rubiaceae.